GGAUUUUAUUAAAUCCUCAAGGCUCUCACCUACCUAUUAUCCGACAAAAUAGUUUCUGUUAAGUAGUAGGUGUUCUGUGGCUGCAUCUGAAAGGUGCAAAAGGUCAGUAAUCUGGCCUUGUUUUACCAUCCAUCUGCAAUGGUUUUAUUACGAUCUUGAAUCAAUGUCGUGCUCUUAUGUUUCUCUGGGCACACUGAUGGUAUUUUGUGUCUUGAUACCUGUGUAUCAAGUUCUGGAAGAACACUUAUAGUAACGGGGAGCAAGGACAACAAUGUAAGUAUGUCAUAUUUCUUUCUGCUCUUUAGACAAAUAUGCAGCAUUUGAUGUAUGCCGAUUCCCUUUCUCUUAUGUGCUGGUUUACCAAGAUUUUACAUCACUAUUCAAGAUUAAAACUAAUUUUUUCUGCUAUUCUUAAUUCUGGUGUUUCCAUAGGUUAGGUUAUGGGAUUGCGAAAACAAGGCUUGUGUUGGCGUAGGCAUAGGUCACAUGGGAGCCGUUGGUGCUGUUGCUUUUUCAAAGAAGCAACGAAACUUCUUCGUGAGUGGUAGUAGGUAAGUGAUUAUCCCUGAACUCUGCAGUGAGCAUAUUCUUCUUCUGCAUAUGCCUGUAUAAACUUGUGGGGGCCGGCAUCUUUUCCAAACUACAUUUCAGGAAUCAAAAUUAUGUGUCCUAGAAGUCUAUGUUUAACAUCAGUUUUGAAUUUCGGCUCACGAUUAGGAAUUUGUAAAGGCGAAGUUUCGAGAUCCCGUGCUUCUUAGAAUAUAGUUGAUAAUAGAGUCUUUGCCAUGACUGUUGUCCAUUACAACUAAAACUAUUAUGCGUUGCAAAAAAUAUUGCCUAAAGAAAUACAGGUGAAAUGUGACUUGACUGUCCGAUCUCCUAAAAAUUGUUUUAGUGGUUCAAGCCUCCAUGUUGUAAAGUGGAUUGAUCAAAUCUCUGUGAAUAUUUAUGCUAUCGUUUGGCCCUUGAAUGAGCCCAUUUAUCUCCUAGAUACUUUGGUAAUAAUUCUCUUCUGAAUUACAGUGCUCCUCUUUCUUUUUCUUUUUAAUCUAAUUAUGCUACUCUGAUGCUUCUGCUUGCUUGAUAUUCGUAUUAAGUACCACGAAUAAGAUUUAGUGCUGAAUCGAGUUUUCCCUUGGUUCUGCUGACUUGAGUUGAUACUUAUUUUACUGGUUGGGUGCAAAUAAGAUAAAAAUCGCCUUUGUGUCUGUGAACAAUUUAUUAUUUAGCCUUAAAUCGUAUUUUUUUGAGGCUUCAAAAUCUGUUAAUGAUGAUUGCUGAAGCAAACUUUUGUAGACGCAUUGGUAGGCAAGACUUAUGGCUGAAGGAGAGUCAAUUAAAUUAAGUAUUUGAUUUUAUUUUAUUGAUAGCUUUCUGUUCUGUUAUUUAUGUUACUCUAGAAUAAGUUUGCUUUCUGAAAGAUCAAAGUUCUCUCUUACAUUGAGCUCUAAGGUUCAAUCUCCCUUUAACGAGCUGAAUUAUACUCAAAAUAGGUCGAUCUAAGAGCUCAAACAAAUGGAAGGGAAAUUCGAUGACAAUAGGUUUAGAUUUUCCUGUUCAUCGUCCUAAGACUCGAUUCUUCUCUAGAAAUCCUAACACAAAUUAAUCUAAAUGUUUCUUUUAUCAUAUUUUCUAGAAGUUAUAUCUUUUACCAUACUCUCAAGAUAUGGAAUAUGGACGGUGUCUCCGGCAACAAUGAAGAAAUUAUAACUCUGAAAGCGAAAGCAGUUGUAGCAGCACAUGACAAGGAUAUCAACUCUUUGGCAGUAGCACCAAGUGACAGUCUUGUUUAGUGGUUCCCAGGUUUGAAACAUUGAGACAUCUUAUUAAAUCUUGGCGUAAAACGCUGCCAAAGGAGACGACUUUGCAUCUUUGCUUGUAUAUUUUUUAUUCUCGUCCAAUUUCGUCAUAUUUUACUAGGAUCGCACCACCUGCAUAUGGAGACUUCCAGACCUAGUGUCAGUGGUUACACUGAAAGGGCAUAAAAGGGGGAUAUGGUCUGUGGAGUUUUCUCCAGUUGAUCCAUGCGUGAUGACAGCUUCCGGAGAUAAGACCAUAAAGAUAUGGGCCAUAUCUGAUGGAUCAUGUCUUAAAACAUUUGAAGGGCAUGCAUCAAGUGUGUUAAGAGCAUCGUUUCUUACCCGUGGAACCCAGUUUGUUUCUUGUGGUAACAUGACAUCCCGAGGCCAUUAUAGCUUCAUUGUGUUGUUUUUUCUGUUUCUCAUAGCCUACUUUUGCUAAAAGAUAUGAACGUCUCUCCAGGUGCUGGUGGUUUGGUGAAGUUGUGGACAGUUAAAGACCAAUGAGUGUAUUGCAACAUAUGACCAACAUGAGGAUAAGCCGAUCAAGUAUUUAAGUUAUUUAAUUUAAAUAUCUAUUCUCUUAUAAUAGAGCUAUCCUUUUGUCUCUCCAUCCUGGAAAAACUAGUUGAUCUAAAUUAAUGAGCCGACUUGAGCACAGUUAAUUUGGUUCUUGAGUGCUGCUAUGGUUGCCAUUAAUGUAGUGACAUUUGACUGCAUCACAAAAGAUUAAAUGAAUAAAUUUUACAACUGUCAUUUGCAUUUGGCUUACAUCUUCUUGACAUAUAUUUUCCACACAAAGGAUAAUUAAAUGCUGUUUUCCCCUCUAACUGUCAAUCUAGAUAUGGGCCCUUGCUAUUGGUAAGAAAACAGAAAUGCUUGCAACUGGCGGUGGUGAUAUGGUGAUCAAUCCGUGGCAUGACUCAACAGCUUUAGAUAAAGAGGAAGCUUUUCGUAAAGAAGUGUAUCUGAAAUCAUAUUCAUCGAACAGCAAUUGUUUGGAGGAAGGCAUUCUACGGGGUCAGGAGUUAAAAAAUGCUUUAAUAUAUGCUGACUACACCAGAGCCAUCCAGAUAGCAUUGGAGCGUCGAAGACCGCAUGACCUUCUAGAUAUAUUUGGUGAAAUCAACAGGGAGAGAGAUGCUGGAGAUCAGUUAGGAAAAGCACUUGAGGCUCUUUCUAAAGAAAAGGUCUAUUUGCUUUGGGAAUAUGUCAAGGAAUGGAACACGAAGACAAAGAUUAUAUCAUAUUGCACAGCUUGUUUUUUGGGAAUUUUUCACAAACCACUAUUGUUUAGUGGUUAUUAGCUAGUUGUAGCUACCAUUUAAUAUAUUA
Molecule: messenger RNA, 3134 nt
Organism: Nicotiana attenuata
Lineage: Eukaryota; Viridiplantae; Streptophyta; Magnoliopsida; Solanales; Solanaceae
Exons: 3
Coding region: 2675-3106 (143 amino acids)
Biological process (GO): endonucleolytic cleavage to generate mature 5'-end of SSU-rRNA from (SSU-rRNA, 5.8S rRNA, LSU-rRNA); endonucleolytic cleavage in 5'-ETS of tricistronic rRNA transcript (SSU-rRNA, 5.8S rRNA, LSU-rRNA)
Cellular component (GO): 90S preribosome; nucleolus; small-subunit processome
Molecular function (GO): U3 snoRNA binding
Source: RefSeq, a predicted model, not a curated record